GUCCUUCGUGGCAGAGGCAAGUCAAUUCUUCUAUUGUUUCCAAUCUUAUAAUUAGGAGAUUUUGUUGGUAUGUGUAAAGGGAGUUGAAUUCAAUUUGUUUUCCUGUGAUUUGACAAACGAUUGUCAACCACUUAAAUCGAUUCGAUUUAGUUUUUCGAUUGUCUGUUUCCGACAAAAUCGACAGUGAUUCAUUUAAUUGAUCCAUUAGUGGUAAUUAAGUAGGGGAUUUUGAAGUUUUUGAUUAAAUCCAAAUUCUCAUGUGCAUAGUUGAUCCAAUCCUGAAUUACGUAGAGACAAACAUUCCGCUGAGAUAAGGGACUGAGAUCUAAAACCAACUACCAAUUUAAGAUGCCAAAAUGAAUCGUGUUUGAUCGUUAAUAUGUAUCAGUGUGAACUUGAUCACAUGCAAAUGCCCAGAUUUUAAGUUAAUCAGGUCAUUGGAAGAGCCACGAGUAUAAGUUUGCUUAUUCAAUACAAUAUAGCAAUCUCUAAAAGGAAGGCUCAUUAUUUGCCAAACCUAUUCGCUUCAAGACUGUUUUCGUUUUUUGUUUUUCUAACUGAUGCACUUUCCGAUCCCAUUACAUCUAUAGACUAGCCUUUAGAUCAUGCUCUUCCCAAAUCCGUGUGCGGCGUCUGGUGUAUGAAAAAAAUGUGUCUUCUUUUUACAAAAUGAAAAUGAAAAUUAAAGAUAAAAGGAUCUCUCUCCCUCACCCUCACACAUAUAUAUUACAUAUGUUACAUGAAUUUAUAUAUGUACAUAUAUAUAUGUGAAAAAGUUAGCAGUUGCUAAGAUUAUACGUGUAUAUAAAGGCAUUUGGGUUGCAUGGUUGUAUUAUUGUGCAUGGUUCCACAACCAGUGGCCUUCUCAAUCUGAUCACCCUGCUCUCUCCUUUCCUUGUGGUCUGCGUUUCCUGCCCAGGCAAUCAACGAUGAAACUGUGCGCCAUCAGUUGUAGAUUACAACAGCUUCCGGUGGUCGUGAGGGAAACAGACGGCAUCUCCGUCGAAACCGGCGACCACCGUCACCGGAAAGACAAGGUGGUGGUGGUCAUGGGAGCGACCGGCACAGGGAAGUCGCGCCUGGCGGUCGACCUGGCAAAGAAGUUCCAUGCCGAAGUGAUCAAUGCCGACAAAAUGCAAGUGUACGACGGCCUGGACGUGGUGACCAACAAGAUGACCGUCCAGGAGCAGUGCGGCGUGCCGCACCACCUGCUGGGCGGAGUCGACCCGGAGGCCGAGUUCUCCGCCGCCAACUUCCGGGCGCUUGCUUCGGCAUCUAUCGACGGGAUAAUCCGACGCGGCCGCCUGCCGAUUGUCGCCGGCGGCUCGAACUCAUACAUCAAGGCGCUAGUCAGUGAUGAGACGUCUCUUUUCCGGCUGCAGUACGACUGCUGCUUCCUUUGGGUGGACGUGUCCCUACCGGUCCUGCACAAAUUUGUGUCGGACCGAGUGGACCGGAUGGUUCGGGCCGGGCUCGUGGAGGAGGUGAGGGGAGUGUUCCAGCCCAAGGCUGACUACACACUAGGCCUUAGGAAAUCCAUUGGCGUGCCGGAGCUGGACCAGUUUCUAAGGGCCGAGUCAUGUGGGGCUGAUGCCCAGACCUUGGCUGCACUCCUAGAGGUUGCUAUUGACCAGAUCAAGGCCAACACGCGCAAGCUCACACACAACCAAUUGAGGAAAAUUCAUAUGCUUAGGGACAUCCAUGGGUGGAAUCUACACCGCCUUGAUGCUACCGGAGCCGUAGAAAGCUCCGGCCAGGUGUCACGAGAUGAUUGGGAACGCCGGGUAGUCGGUCCGAGCAUGAGCAUUGUUGGGAGGUUUCUUCUUAGGAACAUCAUAAUGGACGGUGUUUCUUCAUCAUCUUCAUCUUCAUCUUCAUCUUUUUCUGGUAUUGCUGCUACUGCCGCUAUGGUUGCGGCCGCCGCAGCAGGUGUAGUCGAGACAGCUAUAACCAUAGGCUAAGUUUCGGCCGUCUUUCCAUCACACGUGGCGGCACCGGCGGCAACAACGGAUAGGAGUACUUGGCCAACAAAGGACUCCUUACAAGUGCCAUCAUCCACGUGGAAAAUUUUACCCUUUGGUGCCACCUCUUCAAUAAUCGACAUGCUGUAUAAGCACUGGAGAAAAAAAUAAAAAUGUAUAGAGAGAGAGAUGUUAAACCUCAAUGACAAAAUGUAAACUGCAAUGAUCCGUGACCCUUGAAUCAUAUAAAGGUAUUGUGUUUGUAAAAACAAAUAUCGAAACUAAUUAUCU
Messenger RNA from Nymphaea colorata (pocket water lily), 2252 nucleotides. Its product is annotated as adenylate isopentenyltransferase 5, chloroplastic-like. The record is from RefSeq and is a predicted model, not a curated record. The coding region runs from base 930 to 1961 and encodes 343 amino acids. The transcript has a single exon. Gene Ontology annotation, cellular component: mitochondrion. NCBI's taxonomy places the organism in Eukaryota, Viridiplantae, Streptophyta, Magnoliopsida, Nymphaeales, Nymphaeaceae. Gene Ontology annotation, biological process: cytokinin biosynthetic process; tRNA modification. Gene Ontology annotation, molecular function: tRNA dimethylallyltransferase activity.